Myxocyprinus asiaticus (Chinese sucker) is the source of this 8008-nucleotide messenger RNA. Its product is annotated as serine-rich coiled-coil domain-containing protein 1-like. Lineage: Eukaryota; Metazoa; Chordata; Actinopteri; Cypriniformes; Catostomidae. The record is from RefSeq and is a predicted model, not a curated record. The transcript has 10 exons. Bases 210 to 2594 code for a protein of 794 amino acids.
GUCACUUGAUGUGGAUUUGCGCGAGCUAUCCAGGAAUCAAUGACAAUUGGGGAUCCAGGACAUGACAAUUUAACGCUUUGAUGCGAAUCUCGUCGGGUGUGAUGCCACGAUCAUUUUGCCUACACGCUCAAGCUGACAGUGAACGGAAUCGCAGCGGAUUGUGAUCGGAGAAUUCGGCUCUAGAGUGUCUGCUUUGUUGCUCAAUUUUAAUGGGCGAAUCAGGGACACGUCGCUCCACCCUGGUCUCCAGGCUUCCCAUCUUCAGACGGAGUGUGAAUAAGAGGCAGGACUCGCUCCCCUCCUCUCCCUCUUCCGGCUGUGUUGGCAAUGGCGUCCACACUUCCUCUCCCUCCAGCACCAACUCCAGCUCAAGCAGCACAAGCAAACGCCGCAGCCUGUUCCGCACACCGUCCCUUAGCUUCCACAGCAAGCGGAACAGCGACCCCACCCAGCUCAACCUGGACAAUCACAGCCAGGGGUCUGAGAUGGUCUUCCGAGACCACAAUUCAAAGACUCGACAUUCGUUCGGAUUUGGAGGACACAAAAAGAAGAUCACCCAGUCUCAAACGGAAGACCUUAAGAAGGCCUCCACUAAUCGCAGUGUGUUCAUUAACUGCAUCAGCUCACGGACGAAUGAAGGAGACGAUUCAGGUUUCCUUGAUGAUGUGAGCAGCAAAAAGUCUUCCCGACAUAAGAAGCAGCUGCUGCCCAAGUCCUUCUCAGCCCUUCAGCAGUUUUCUAAGACGUCAUCCAAUGUCACUGAACAGGGUGAAGUUCAGGAUUGUGCGAAAGAGCCUCCCAAAACUGGAACUCCAGUGUCCUGGCCUGGAGAGUUGGCUGAGAGUUCUCUACAGUCGCCUAUGAUUUCUGAGGAUCACACCACGGCAAUCACACCCUCUGAUUUUGUUCCCGUCACCGAAGACUCUGUCUCAGAAGUGGAUGCGUUGCCUGCACCCAGUCCAGCUGCUCCUCCAGAAAAUUUCAGCCAGGCUGUUUCUACCUCACAUGUGUCCAUCAACCCUGCCCAGGUCACCACAGAGAAACCUGUACUGCCAGAUACCAGCCACACAGCCAACACACAGUGUGAGAGCACCACUGCCCAUACAGAGCCAAUAAUGCUCCAGACAGUUCAAGAGCUGAACCCUAACCCUAAACCUGAUCAGUCAGAGGCCAGUGAGAAUGAACAAGCUCCAGAACUUAGUGAGGAUAGCAGCUCCAAUCCAGAGGCCCGUGAGAGGAGGUCAAGGAAUGCUGUUCUUAUUCAGCAGGCUGGAAAACCAUCUGGCUACAGCAAACUUGAGAUGAGGCCAAGUCACCUGAGAAAGCCACACACAGUAUCCAUGUGCAGCAGCGUGAGCCCGUACCAUGAGGUGAUGCGUAUGGAGAGACGUCUACGGUCAGCCUCUGAAGGUGCAGGAGGACCCAGACUUCACCUCAGCCUCAGGGAUCCUCACUGCAUGGAGGGCAACACUUUAUCCAAACAGAGAACCAGUUCCUCAUCUUCCAAACUGGGUAGUCUGGAUGUUUUGAAUAAUUUUGGCUCUUCAGAGCUGGAUGAAGAUGACCUGAUGCUGGAUCUUGACCUCUCGGAUGACCAGCGACCUCACCAUGCUUCACGGGAGGAUUCCAGUCAGUCCCUUGCAUCGUGUCUAAACCUGCUGCCCUCACCCAUGGAGCGGACCUCUGGAAGAGAGCACAGGGAGCCCCCCCACAGGGAGCAGCGGCCGAUGUCCCUCUGCCUGUCUCGUGACGAUGAGCCCUUGGCUGGGCUGGAAGCAUUACCAUUCAGGCUGAUGCAGCAGGACUGCACAGCGGUAAAGACUCUUCUGCUGCGUUUACGCAGGACCCUGCAGGAGAGCACAGAGAUCAGCCCUGCCAGCAGCCUUCAUUCUCUCCCCUUAAGCCCCUGCAGUGAGAAAUCACUUCCUUUUAAGGAUCCUGGGAGAGAAGAGAACCAGUUCCUGCAUCAGCAACUGAAGGAGAAAGAUGAACUGAUUCUUCGACUGCAGGCAGAGUUGGACACCACCCGUGCUGCUCAGAAAUCUCUUUGCCAAAAAACUGACAAAACCACUCAGACUGAUUUCUUAUUCUCAGAGGCCAAUCAUCCAAGUCGUCCCAAUGGCCAAAACAGCAACAUUCCUAGCAGCAACAGCAGCCUCAUAAGGGAGCGAAGGCCAGCGCGACCUGCACCAGAGCGGCCAGCAGUAUGUGAGGAGUGGGCUUUCGGCCAUGGUGGGGGAAGGCUGCGAGAGCCACUGCGAAGAGCCGCUGAAGGUGGGCCGCUGACAUCUGAGAUACCUGGACCUCGGAAGACAGAGCACCCGGGGCCAUCUCAGAUCCCUCGAGCAGUGGCCGGCAGUAGUACGAGCCUUCCCAGCAAGAACAGUCCUUCACGGAGCCUGUCCUCAGACAGUGAGAGGGGGCCCCGCAGUGAGCGAGGGGCUCUUCCCAGACUUCAGUCAUCCUUCACUGGCCGCCUGGGCCAGCCGCCCCGUGGGCCUCUGUCUUUACAUAUGUACAGCCGAAAGAACGUCUUUCUACAGCACUCACUCCAUACAGCUGAACUACAGGCUCUCGCUCAGCAGGAUGGCUGAGAACACCCACUUGAAACACACUUGUACACACACAUGGAUACUGAACAGUGACACAUUUCUCAGAUGCAUAUGAACUCAACAUUAACUUAACCUUGGAGCAGUUUCUCAGUGACCAGGAGUACCUUCAGACCCACUUGUGCUCAGUUAUUUUCCCUGCACAGUAACAACUGUUUUUCCUCUUAAAGGGACCGUUCACCCAAAAAUUUUAAUUCUUUCAUUUACUCAAUUUCAUAUUGUUCCAAACCCAUAUUACUUACAUUCUUCCAUGGAGAACUUAAGCAGACGAUCUCAGUCACCAUUCACUUUAAUUGUAUGGAAAAAAUAUGCAAUGAAAGUGAAUAAUCACUGAGGUUAACAUGCUGCCUAACAUUGCCUUUUUUGUUCUGCAGAAGAAAGAAAGUAAAAUGGGUUUGGAACAACACGAGGGUGAGUAAAUUAUAACAAAAUCAAAAUUUUUGGGUUAACUAUUGCUUGAAAUCUCAGCCAGACUUUAACCACACACAAAGACUCUACUUCUUUUCGAAGAGUUUUGAAACCCGUCAUCUAUAUUAAGUGUACCAAAACCAAUCCAUUGUCUGCACUACUUACUGUUGAAGUCAUUAAAACUAUUUUUUUUAACCACUCCACAGAUUUAAUAUUAGCAAACAAUAGUUUUGGCAAGUCGUUUAGGACAUCUACUUUGUGCAUGACACAAGUAAUUUUUCCAACAAUCGUUUACAGACAGAUUGUUUCAUGUUUAAUUGACUAUUAUCACAAUUCCAGUGGGUCAGAAGUUUGCAUACACUAAGUGUGCCUUUAAGCAGCUUGGACAAUUCCAGAAAAUUAUGUCAAGACUUUAGGCAAUUAUCCAAUUAGCUUCUGAUAGGAGGUGUACUGAAUUGGAGGUGUACUUGUGGAUGUAUUUUAAGGCCUACCUUUAAACUCGGUGCCUCUUUGCUUGACAUCAUGGGAAAAUCAAAAGAAAUCAGCCAAGACCUCAGAAAAAUAAUUGUGGACCUCCACAAGUCUGGUUCAUCCUUGGGAAAAAUUUCCAAAUGCCUGAAGGUACCACGUUCAUCCAUACAAACAAUAGUACGCAAGUAUAAACACCAUGGGACCACGCAGCCAUCAUAACGCUCAGGAAAGAGAUGCAUUAUGUCUCCUAGAGAUGAACAUAGUUUGAUGCGAAAAUUGCAAAUCAAUCCCAGAACAACAGCAAAGGACCUUGUGAAGAUGCUGAAGGAAACAGGUAGAAAAGUAUCUAUAUCCACAGUAAACCGUGUCCUAUAUCGACAUAACCUGAAAGGCUGCUCAGCAAGGAAGAAGCCACUGUUCCAAAACCGCCAUUAAAAAAAGCCAGACUACAGUUUGCAAGUGCACAUGGGGACAAAGAACUUAAUUUCUGGAGAAAUGUCCUCUGGUCUAAUGAAACAAAAAUGUAACUGUUUGGCCAUAAUGACCAUCGUUAUGUUUGGAGGAAAAAGGGUGAGGCUUGAAAGCCAAAGAACACCAUCCCAACCAUGAAGCAUGGGGGUGGCAGCAUCAUGUUGUGGGGGUGCUUUGCUGCAGGUGGGAUUGGUGCACUUCACAAAAUAGAUAUAUUUAAGCAACAUCUCAAGACAUCAGCCAGGAAGUUAAAGCUCAGUAGAAAAUGGACAAUGACCCCAAGCAUACCUCCAGAGUUGUGGCAAAAUGGCUUAAGGACAACAAAGUCAAGGUACUGGAGUGGCCAUCACAAAGCCUUGACCUCAAUCUGAUAGAAAAUUUGUGGGCAGAACUGAAAAAGCAUGUGCGAGCCAGGAGGCCUACAAACCUGACUCAGUUACACCAGUUCUGUCUGGAGGAAUGGGCCAAAAUUCUGGCAACUUAUUGUGAGCUUGUGGAAGGCUACCCCAAAAUGUUUGACCCAAGUUAAACAAUUGAAAGGCAAUGCUACCAAAUACUAACAAAGUGCAUGUAGAUUUCUGACCCAGUGGGAAUGUGAUAAAAUAAAUAAAAGAUUAAAUAAAUAAUUCUCUCUACUAUUAUUCUUACCUUUCCCAUUCAUAAAAUAAAGUAGUGAUCCUAACUGACCUAAGACAGGGAAUGUUUUCUAUAAAUGUCAGGAAUUAUGAAAAACUGAGUUUAAAUGUAUUUGGCUAAGGUGUAUGUGAACUUCUGACUUAAACUGUAAGUCUGUUUCAAAGAAAUAGUACAUGCUGCUCUAAUAAGGACUUUAGAUAGUCUGUUCAUGUGACAGUUUCACUCAAAAGACCUCCAAGGUAUCCAAGAAGUUCUGAGGUAUGUGAAAGCGAAUAUGUCAACAUUUGUCCUCCCUUGUCUCAUUGUUUGAAAGCCCUCAGUGAGUUUCAUUUCAAAGUUUUCAAGACAUUUUUCUCUAGACUCAAUUGUUAGAAUAAGUCUAAUUAGUAUGGUAGUAAUUUUUAUAAUAGUAGGUUACACAGCUAGCCCCACCACAUUAUUUUGCACCAGCAAACAUGACACUGAAGACCCAUGCAUAUAUUGCCAAAUCAAUCCUCGGUUGGAGAGAGUGCUUUAAACUCUUGCUGCCAGUGAGAAUAGCCCAUGUGUUCUCAGACCCUUUUUAGGAAGUUUAGCACUCAUUAGCCUCUUUUAAUUGCAUGCUGCUUUUUUUUUAUUUAUUUUUCUGUUUCAUUUUGCUGCAAACAAAAAUAGAAGCUUAGAAAAAAAAAAUAUACUGAUUGUAAGCUAAAAUGGAUUUGACAGCCCUUGUGGAAGGAUUCAGCGAUAGAGCCUUAAGUCUUAAACACAACUGUCUUUGCUGGAGAUCUGUCUGUAUUGACUAGUUCAAGACAGACAGAUCUUAAAGGGAUAGUUCACCCAAAAUUGAAAAUUCUGUCAUUAUUAACUCUGAUGUUGUUCCAAACCUGUAUCAAUGUUUUUCUUCCGUGGAACACGAAAAGAGAUAUUUGGUAAAAUGAUGGUUACAUGGCUCAUUGUACGUAUUGUGGCACUUUCCUGGUGAAAUGCGGCACCACAACAACAAUUAAUUUAUUCACUUUCACACAAAUCACAAGUAAAAUAAAUAAAUUCAUAAACACUUAAUUUUCACACUUUUCCUCACACAAUGCUAUCCUACGACAUCAAAACACUUUUGCUACAGCACAUGACUUGUAAGGAGAUCCAUUUUAACAUUAUGCAUUUAUGUAUUACAUAACCAACUACAUUUACAAGCUUGUUCGAGUGCGAUCAAAUUGUGCGAGAGCUUAACUGAUAGAGCAUUGCAUUUGCCAUCUAAAGGACUGGGGUACGAGUCCUGAAGAGCACGAGAGUCAACACUUGAGCCGGAAGUGUCUUAGAAGCAACAAAAAAUGACGUGGUUGCUUCAACAAUUGUGCUGUUCAUCUCUUAUUUUCUUUUUAUGACACUAUCGAUUAGGUUUAAGGUCUAAGGUAGGGAGGAGGUUUUGCUCAUUUGAAACUUGAUCAGGCAUAAACCAUAACCUCAUCUGUUUGGGAGAAAUUUGAAUUCUCUUUUAUUGCCAUGAGGACAUUUCACUUUGGAACUGCCGCAAUACUUGAAAGGAACCAUUUUGCAAAAAUGUUGACUGAGGCUUAGUCACCAUUAACUUCCAUUAGAUGAAACAAAAACAAAAAAAAGCAGCAUCAACAUUCUUCUAAAUUCUUUUCCGUGGAAGAAUAAUAAAAUCUAGUAAUUGGGAACAACAUGAGGGUGAGUAAAUCAUGACAGGAUUUUUAUUUUUGGGUGAACUAUCACUUUAAAGGCAGCUAGAUUUAAAGAAAGAAAUGAAAAACUCCCUGCAGUGAAGUAAACCACAUUAUUAGAUUUACUUUUUAAAAAGCACACUUUUAAAUAGGUGAGGCUUUAAUUUUAAUUUAAAAAUAUAAGGCAAGUAAAAUUUUAUUAAAAAUGUUGAUAACUUUAAUAAAUGUAAAACUACCAACCUCUUAUGGAGAUCAAAUGCACUCCGAGGAGAGGUGGUUGAAAGGAGGAAUGGCCUCAUUUCCGCAGUGUUGGGACAACAUUGGUGUAACAUUGGGACAGUGUUGACCCGACUUUGCGGAUCAGGAGCUCGAGCAAGGACACAUGGAGGAGAAGGAAACCCUGAAGAAACACAGUCCCAUCCAGCAGGUCUACUCCCCUAGGUCCACUGCUCCAGUUUCAGCAAUCUGUUGGGAGCACCAUCACUUUCAAUCUCUCUCUCUAUACGUCUCCCUCUCAGACCUACUUCCAGCUCUCUGUGAUCAGGCCCAGGGAAAGAAAGGCUUUAGCACGGUCUCACCCUUACAUGCUCUGUUAUCGAUACCUAACGGGAACGUGUUUGUCUUGCGUUAUUUCAGAAUGACCUCAUUAGGGCAGACACUGCUGUUCAGUCUUUGAGACAGUUCAACCCUUGAUCACUGUUGUCAGCAAUACUGUUUAAAUUCUGUAUGGGUGCCAGUCUGUGACUGUUGAAUGUUAAAGGGUCAGCUCACAGCCAUCAUUUACUCAGCCUCAUGUCAUUCCAAACUUGUAUGACUUUUUUUUUUUUACGUGAAACACAAAAGAAGGUGCAAGGCAGAAUGUUAGGGACCGAUAGUCUAAGUCACCGUUCACUUUCAUGUGGAAAGAGUGGAAGAGAGACAUACACUCAUGCUUGUUUGGGACAAUAUGAGGACAAGCAAAUGAUGACAGAACUGUUCCUUUAAAUGUGUUUUUUUACGAGCUGGAAGAAUUGUUAUUAUUGAUUGCUGUGCAUUUGAGCCAUGAUACUUGAAGGAUGUAUGUUUAAAUGGACUUGAAUAUGGGAGAUCAUGGGUACGUGCAAGUACAGAACUCAUGACAUCUCUACAAAUGUCAAUAAGUGACUCGAUCAUAAACAUGACUGUAUGUACUGUCACAUUUAAUUGUUUAAUAGGUAUUUAUUAUGUGAUAUUGUGAAAUGACUAUCACCUGAGACUCUUAUUUGAUUUGUCUGGGCUCUUUGUAUCAACAUAUAAAAUUGUCUUCAUUACCGAUACUGGUGAUGUCAAAAUCGUCUCUUACUGUACAUCACUUUGAAAUGUUGAAAUUCUUGUUUACAUACAAAUGGUACAUUUAAGAGAUUUAAACAAUAAUACGAUUUUAAAGAACCUUUAACUGUAUCUUUUCUCUCACUGUUGGUAUUUUCACUGAAUUUAAUAUAUUCACUCUCAAUAAAGAGAUAUUAUUUAAAGAAAAAGAAAUUACCUGUAAAGAGAAACAUGUAAGCCCUUGUUUUUGUUGUUAAUUGUUAGUUUUGAUUUGUUUGUUUUUUUUUUUGUUGUUGUUUUUUUUUUUUCAAGCUGUCUUUUUCAAGUGCCAGCUUUGCCAAAUUAGGAUGCCUGUUCCUUGACGUUUGACAAUUUUUAAUGUACAGGGUAUACUUUACAUCUCUGGAAACUAGGCAGCAUGCUGCCCUGCCUUUGCUUCUUGGUGAAGAGGAAAAAUAAACA